CCACCCAUCAAACCCUAACACCAAAACUCGAGUCGACCAGCUCGCUCCUACUUAAACAACAACUCAAACCCACCAUGAACCACCAACAACAUCAAACAGAACUCCCUCAACCCAUCCUACUCCUCCAUCUCUACCAACAACACCUGAAUCAAGCCAGACAACUCACACCCAGACUGACCAUCAGACCGAGCUGGCAAACUAAACAACUAGGCAAACUACACUACCAACACCCAGAAGAACAACAACAACAUCAACAACUCAGCUCAACCAUCUCAGACUACCGAAAACACAUCUCCAUUGCCAUCGCCUGUCUCAGAGCCAUCCUCACUCUCACCGAACAACCAACAACAACAAACCAACCACCCAUCCCAAUCGAACUCAACCUCUUCGUCUCCUCUCAACUGGCCCAGAUCCUCAUCUCAGAAACCCAAGAGUACCAACUAGCCAACCAGAUCAUCCAGCAUGCACUCAAUCUAUCCCGCCAGAGGGACUCACUCACCCCCUUCAAACUCUCACUCUCUCAAUCUCUCAUCUCCAUCCUCAUCGCUGACCCCAAAACACCCUUCAGACAGAUCAAGAAACAGAUCGAACGAGCCAUCCAACUCACACUCAAAAAUCAGACAGUCGAUCCACGAUUCGUUGGCUGGUACUACCGAUUCCAACUCCUGCUCUGCCAGCUAUCCUACGAACGCGCCAAAGAUUACCCGGUCGCAUUAGCCGCAUUACGGAGCAUGAUCAGUCUCGCCGAAUCGAGGAAUGAUGGCGAACUAUGGGUUGCCUGUAAGACCUACGAGAUCAAGCUGGCCAUGGAUCGACACGAAUGGGCAUUGGUCGGUCAGCUGUUUGGCUCGAUGCUCCCACUCAUCGACAAACUACCCAUCCAAGAACAAGCCAUCCCUCCACAACAACAACAACAACAAUCAUCAUCAUCAUCACCUCUGCUUGCUCCUCCUACCCCUCAUCAUCUGAUCUCCAUCGGCCAACAGUUGAAACACUAUAUCAUCCUCCUCUUAGUCGUCUAUCAUUCGACGAUCGGACAGACUGAGACGGCUAAAUGGUGGCUCAAACAUCUCCGAACACAGAUGGACUCUCCGGAGCGUGAGGAGGGGGAAGCCGAAGGGACUUACAAGAUCUAUCUACAAGCCCCUUCAUCUCAUCGUCCACCGGCUCGACCCUCAUCCACCAAUACCAGCUUCAUCGGAUCCUCAUCAACCACUCCGCGCAAGAGACUCUUCGACGAUCAUCCGAAGUCUCCAAAGUUACCGAAUCCCAGCGAGACUUGGAGGCCUUCUGAGCCCGCCUCGCCAGGCUCUCAGUACCUCCUCGUCUCGAUCAUGCCUAGAGAACUCAUGUAUACUCUGACCUAUCUCGUCAGUCUUGCUGUCCAUUUCGAUGGCCAUGGAAAAUCACCGAAAUCAUUGAUUUAUGCACAAGAAGGACUCAAACAAGUCGACCGACAAUUGAUCCUCGGAUUCCAAUACCUUACCCAUCUCCACCACCCGCUCCAAACAAACCAUGCAUGUCCUGUCCUUCUGGGCUAUCUGCCUUCGAUCCUUAACUCGUUCCAGGAUCAUCUCAAACUCUUGUUGGAUAUCAAAAUCGAGAUCAAUCUGUUGCUCACACAGAUCUCGAUCGUUCGUUCUGAUUUCUUGCUGGCUGAUCAGCUUUUAGUGGAGAUGAUCAAGACGGUUUGUGAGAGCUCUCGCUGGGAAACCUACCGUCCGCGGAUCGCGUUUCUCAAGAGCAUGCUUUCGCAUGCGACUGGCAAUUUACCAUCUGCGCGACAAUCGUUACUGACGACGUUAUUCCUAGCGACCCAGCACUCAAAAGCCUUGCAUCCGUCUCCGGUAGGCCAGGUGGGAUACAUGACCGAUUUGAGCACGUUAGGCAAGACCUGUUACGUGUUGCUGAGGCUGGCCGAGCAGACCGACGAUCGAUCACUCCCUCCUCCUUCUUCUUCGGGUUCUACUACCCUCUUUAAUCCCGAGAAUCUACUCGCCCACCCCACCAAUGACUUCUCUAGAUCCUUCGCCGUCGAUCGCAUCAUCGCCGAGUUGGCCUCAACCCUCAAACUCGCCCUCCCUCACCUUUCCAUGGCUAUUCAUGUCGUCUUGGCUAUCAGUUGUGGAGAAAUCGUGAAGGCCAAACAUCAUCUAACGAGUGCAUUAAAUGAAGCAAACAAGACCUCGAACACGCAUCUCAAGAUGAUCUUGUUAGGCUUGUUGUCGACGAUGUUCUUGAAUACCCGGAGCGACCAAGCCACGAAGAUGUUGAAAUCGUGUUACAAGCUCUCCCAAGGCUUUGUCUCCAACCAUCUUCUUCUUCUCCCUCAUCAACAACAACAACAACAACCACAAGGAGUGGGCCCGCUUCAGUCUCGACCCGGGUUCGAGAACUUGCAACUCAUUCCGCAGCAACAGCAACAACAACAGGUGGUCGUUGGGAACUCUAGUCUGGGGUUAUGUGUGGGUAGGAAACUGGUCGAGAUCUAUGAAUCGCAAGCAUCUGGCGUCGGAUGUGCAGCAGAAGAGGACGAAAACGGGGCUCCAGAAGCCCCAGAAACUGGCGCAGUAAAACAGACUGUCGAUGGCGGCAAGACUCCGGAUCGGGGGGCCCAGCAGAGCAAGAAGGAUAGACUCGUUUGGGCUAACCAUUUGCAUCAACAGAUCCUCAACCAAACCCCUCUCCUCUAACCUUCUUUCUUCUUAUCUUCUGCCAGAUGGACUAGGACUCUGGUCUUCGAAACUCAAACCACUCCUCGGCUCCAAACCCUUCUCGUCAUUCACCAUUAUCCUAGGGUCUCUGAAUCCCAUUUCUCAUCUUCCCUGGCCUUCUUUUCCCGGCUUUUUUUGUUUUUGAAGGACGGCUCUUAUGAACUUGCAGAUCAUCUGAUCUAUGUCCGAUCGUUCCACUCCCCCUUGCCCAGCAUCUUUCUUUUCUCUUUGUGUGUCUGUUUAUUCCAGGCAAGAUCUACGUGCAUGAAUGUUUUUUUUUUGCUCCUUUUUUUUCCAUGUCUGUGUAUGCAUGUAUCUUUAGUUCACCACGAACUUUGCUCUUACGUUGUUUCUUUUCUUAUAGGUGGUACAUAGUGGCCGGGUGGGGACACCAAUAUUAACACAGUCACCCAUGGUGAUGGACAGGCCCCCGACAGAAUAAGUGUGC
This is a messenger RNA of Puccinia graminis f. sp. tritici CRL 75-36-700-3, 3162 nucleotides long. RefSeq lists its product as uncharacterized. Gene Ontology annotation, biological process: mitotic sister chromatid cohesion; maintenance of mitotic sister chromatid cohesion. Bases 75 to 2693 code for a protein of 872 amino acids. Gene Ontology annotation, molecular function: double-stranded DNA binding. The record is from RefSeq and is a predicted model, not a curated record. The transcript is spliced from 7 exons. Gene Ontology annotation, cellular component: SMC loading complex; chromatin. NCBI's taxonomy places the organism in Eukaryota, Fungi, Basidiomycota, Pucciniomycetes, Pucciniales, Pucciniaceae.